Molecule: messenger RNA, 8156 nt
Organism: Hemicordylus capensis (graceful crag lizard)
Lineage: Eukaryota; Metazoa; Chordata; Lepidosauria; Squamata; Cordylidae
Gene: PPM1F
Product: protein phosphatase, Mg2+/Mn2+ dependent 1F
Exons: 7
Coding region: 370-1686 (438 amino acids)
Biological process (GO): protein dephosphorylation; negative regulation of protein kinase activity
Cellular component (GO): cytosol
Molecular function (GO): protein serine/threonine phosphatase activity; cation binding
Source: RefSeq, a predicted model, not a curated record
GGAGGAGGGCGGCACUUGGGACCACCGAGAUGCUCCUCCCGUGUCGGUCCAAAGGAGGAGAAGAAACGCCGCCGGGAAAGAAAGGGCGCCGCCCGCCACUCACCGGGGUCCACAUGGCGGCGCUUUGAGGACGCGGGCGCUGGGUCGCCUCAGGGCCAGCAGGAGGAGGCCGCCGCCCCUUCGCCUCCUCCCGGCCCCGGGCCCGCCUGAGGAGGAGCCGCUGUUGGGCGGCGAGAGGCAGGAUUGGGAGGCGCAGGAGGCGGAGGCCGGGGCGGGGCCGGAGAGAGAGAGCGGGCGGGCCCUCCUCGCCUUUCCUCCCUUUCCCCGCCAGCUUCAAUCUCCUCCUCCUGCUCGGCGGGCGCGGCGGCCAUGGCCGGUGUGGAGGCGGCGGCGGCGGCGGCGGCGCGGGACUUCCUGGGCUGCCUCCUGCGGGACGUGCCGCGGCCUCUGGGCCCGGAGGAGGCCCUGCCCUGGAGCCCGCCCGGCCGCGGGGGCGGCCCCCUCAGCCCGGCCGAGGCGCCGGCGGAGCUGGCCGAGUGGGCCGGCGGCUUCCUGGGCAGCAGGAAUGCACCACCUCUUCUUGCAGCAUCCUUGAUUCAUGCUGCAGUCUGUGACCUGCUACAGACUGAUCUUGGUGAUUUUAGAAAGCAGAAUGUGGAAGGGGAGGAGGCUGGAGACCAUGGGACAUCUCCCUUGCUGGACAGAGGGCCUCUGCAGCGCUGCUUCUUCAACAAGCUCUGGGACAUUUGCUGCAAGUGGCAGAAGGAGCCUCCGCCACUGAGGCCACUCAAGCGCUACCUCCAGGUCUCCAUCCACGCCACCCGGAACACCCGCCGCAAAAUGGAGGACAGGCAUGUUUCCCUCCCAGAAUUCAAUCAGCUUUUUGGCAUGAUGGAUGACGUGGAUAGAGCGUAUUUUGCCGUGUUCGAUGGCCACGGUGGGAUAGAUGCUGCUAACUAUGUGGCCACUCACUUGCAUGUCAACGUGGCGCAUCACAAGGAGAUUCUGAAAAACCCCGAGGAAGCCUUGAGAGACUCUUUCCAGAAAACGGACGAAAUGUUCCUGUGCAAAGCCCGAAGGGAGAAACUGCGCAGUGGUAGCACCGGGGUGACUGCCUUGAUGGUUGGGAACAAGCUGCACAUCGCGUGGCUGGGGGACUCCCAGGUAAUGCUGGUGCAGCGGGGGAAAGCUGUCACCCUGAUGGAACCUCACAAGCCAGAGAGAGAGGAUGAGAAGCAGCGGAUAGAAGCCCUAGGGGGCUGCGUGACCUAUAUGGACUGCUGGCGUGUCAAUGGAACCCUUGCUGUUUCCAGAGCUAUCGGUGACCUCUCCCAGAAGCCUUACAUCUCUGGCUGUGCGGACAGUGCAUCGUUUGAGCUCACCGGUGCUGAAGAUUAUGUGCUUCUGGCCUGUGACGGCUUCUUUGAUGCCAUUGGACCUUUUGAAGUGGUGGAUCUUGUUCUAGAGCACUUAAUACAAAACAAAGGGGAUGGUUUGAAGGCCGCCGAGAGGCUGGUGGCAGCAGCCAAGGAGAGCGGCUCCAGCGACAAUAUCACAGUCCUGCUUGUGUUUCUAAGGGAACCCAAAGAAGUCCUGGCCGACUGCCUCCAAGACCCCAAAAGCUGCUCUGCUGAUGACAACGCAGCAGAUCCUCCCUUUAACUUUUUCAGCUCUGAAACGAACUGAAAUGGCAGUUGAAAAGAGACGACUGAAUCUGUUCAAAGCACGCAAGUAAAAAAGGAAAAACCAAAAGACAAAAAGCAAAGAAACAACCCCCUCCCUUACUAACUGGAAACAAGUACUGGUAAGGGGUGGACAAAAUGCUAGAAAUUAAGUGACCAAAAUGUCAAAAGCUAGAUUGUUCCAGAACUGGGGCCUACUUUUUGAGGUGAUAAGCCUGUGUCUGAACUGUGGCACUUCAGAUUGCAGGUGUGUCGGGGUGUGUGUGAGUGAGUGAGUGAGUUUGAGAGAGAGAGAAUUUACUUACAAGUAUUUAUAAACCACUUUUCUACCAAACAGUAUCCAAAGUGGUGUACAAUAAAUUAAGAACCAACUAAAAUAGACAAAACACAUGACUGAAUGCUUCCUCACACACAAAAAAGCCCCCAUCUAGAAAACCAGGAGUCAAAGAGAGGGGUUUCAGGAAGCCUGGCAUAUGAUAUGCAGACAUUUCUAUAGGCAGGCAUUUUGUUUGUGGAAGAACAUUCAAACAUGUGAGCCUUCGCUUGAAGUCUGCGGUGUUACGGCCCAGACAAAGUUACCGAAGAACUAGGCCUCAGACAGAGGGCCAAAGAGACUGGCAGUUUCUGCGUUUGCUUCCUUGGAAGUCAUUUUAAGUUAAUGUCGCUGUGUCUUGGCAGAUAGUGAAGAGUAUAUAAGCUAAAGAUGGAUACCAUUUGGGGCUCUCUGGAAUCAUUUUAAAUAGCAUUUAAGUAUUAUUUAAUUAUAAUAUUGGUGUAUUAAGCUACCACCACCAUCGCCAAAGACCAGCUAACUCAUGUGGAUAGAUUCAGUAUUAAAUGAAACGCCUGAAACGUAAAACCUGACCCUUUUGCAGAACGUAAGAGCGAAGGCCCCUUCUUGUCGUUGCAUACCAAAGAAAAUGUUCAUGAGGCUUAAGGGGAAAGAGACUAGUUAUUGGAAUGGCAAAUACCUGCAAAAAACCCACAACAAAAUCUCAACACCCCACUGCUGUACCAUAUCGGCAGCAUGGGCAACUCCUGCAGAGACAUUAUCUUACUUGUAAAUAGUACUCAGAACAUCUCAUUGUUCUCAUGGGAAACCUAUACACAGGACAGGAAGCCACAAUCCAGACGGAACAUGGUGAAACAGACUGGUUUCAGAUCGACAAAGGAGUAAGACAAGGCUGUAUACUUUCUCCUUCUUUAUUCAAUUUAUAUGCUGAAAAUACACUGACAGAAGCUGGAUUGGAAGAAGAUGAGCGUAAUUUUAAAGCUGGAGGAAAAAACAUCAAUAACCUGCACUACGCAGAUGACACCACUCUGAUAGCUGAGAAUCCGGAUGAUCUGCAAGCAAUAGUAAUGAAAAUCAAGGAGCACAGUGAAAAAAUGGGACUACAACUAAAUGAAAAGAAGACUAAACUAAUGACAACAGGUACAGCAACCAGCUUCAGAACUGACAAUGAAGACAUUGAAGUGGUGGAUAGCUUCUGCCUUUUAGGAUUGACCGUCAGCACUAAAGGAUCCAGCAGUCAAGAAAUACGCCGCAGAUUAGCACUUGGUAGGGAUGCAGUGAAGGCCUUGGAAAGGAUAUUUAGAUGCUAUGACAUGUCUACACCUACAAAGAUUAGAAUCGUUCAGGUCAUGGUUUAUCCCGUGACACUCUAUGGAUGCGAAACUUUGGACUUUGAAAGAAGCAAGAUCGAAAAAGUAUUGGCACUUUUGAAAUUUGGUGCUGAAGAAGACUUUUGAAGAGACCAUGGACAGCCAGGAAAACAAACCAAUGGAUCAUAGAACAAAUCCAUCCAGAAUUUUCACUCAAGGCAUAAAUGACCAGGCUCAAACUAUCCUACUUUGGACACGUUAUGUGAAAACCCAGCUCCCUUGAGAAGUCCAUAAUGCUGGGAAACGUUGAAGGAAAGAGAAGAAGAGGACGACCAGCAGCAAGGUGGAUGGACUCGAUGACGACAGCAAUGAAUGCACCACUGAGAGGCCCUGAAGGCCAAGUGAAAGACAGGUCAUCCUGGAGAGAAUCUAUCAAUGUGGUCACUAAGAUCAACACCGACUUGACGGCACUUAAUCAAUCAAUCAAUCAAUCAAACAGUACUAGCUUUGCUCAGGCAACUUGUGUGUGUGUAGAGCUGCAGCUGCUUCACCAAAUGUGAGGCUUACAUGAGUUUGCAAUGCAACAGCACUGAGUGGGGUUCAGAGUUUUUUUACUAGCUGCUGUAGGGGUUUCUUCAGUACGAACUAGGAACAUUCUGUUAUCCAGUCAGAAAAGCCUUUGUCCCUGUCCGGUGCAUCUCAUGGUGGUAGUCUCCAUGGGUGCACUAUACAUAUUUUUAUACUAUUUUUCUAUCGUUAACACCAUUUUAUGGCUAGGAACGUUUUGUUUCUGGAAGUGUUAUAUUUUGUCGGAGGCGUUAUUUAAACUAGGAUUUAGAAAUACCUAAGGCUUAUUCUUGUUACUUGUGUUGGAAACUGGCCAUUCUCAAGUGCCAUUAAGGGCUGCUUUUUUCCUGUAAUACUGUGUGGAGUGUGUGUUAGCUUGCGUCCUUUUUAAAAAGGCGAGCUGUUUCAUUUAUUUAAGCACUCAUAAGGCACUUCAGGCUUUUCCUGUGUUGAUGCAUGCAGAAAUGGGUGUGCUUCAAGAUGGUUUCUAGUCGGUCUUUGGGGAGGAUUGAACAGUGUGCUUUUCAGAAAGAAGAAUAUAUGUGAUAAGUAUGAGAUUAUCUCCAGCUGUUGUUAAAACUACAGCUCCGCACAACUGGGGGUUGUUCAACAACAGCUGGAGUGCCACAGUCACCUACCGCUGGGCUAUCCCUUAGCUGGGUACCAACCUCCAAAAAGCCGUUGUGAAGGCUCAAACGACAUGUGAUACGAACGGAGCCAUUUGCCCAAAUCAGGGUCUCAUCAAGGGCUUCACCUCCUGCAGAUGUUGGCCUCCAACUCCCAGCAUUCCCAGCCACAGUAGCCAAUACAGUAGCCAAUAAUUAGGGAUGCUGGGAGUUGUAGGCCAACAUCUGCAGGAGGAAUGAAUGUUUGCAGCCCGGGGCUAGUCCAAUAAUAUAGAAGAUGUGUGUGGUGUGGGGAGAGAUGGGGUAAGACAGAGCCUUCCCACAAUUCAUCUCUCAACCUUCUUCCCCACCCCUAGUUCAGGUUCUGAUGCUGGAGAUGGGCCCUGAUGCACAGGAAGUGUGGGGAGAGGGUUGCAGGGAGGUCAGCUUCAGGAAGGGCUCAGCACCCUUGUGCUCUCCAUUUUUUGGCCCUCCGCCAUUCACUUGAUAUGCUGUCGGGCCAGGCCCAGAUCUAAACAACUAGGCCUGUGCAGAUCUGAAAGUUGUCUCCGAAUUGGAAAGUCUUGUUAAUUCUGUGUUCAUCUGUCAACACUGAAAACCGUUUGGCAGGUGGCGAAACUGGUAGGGUCGCGCUUGAUCCUGACUUGUUCAGGAGUGCUGUGCUUCCUGGAUAUACACUUUUUAAAAAAAGUUUGAACCUUUGUCUUGAGGGCCUACACCGGAGGUUAAAACCUCCCUGUUGAAGUGAGGUGUGUUCAUUGUACUUGGACAGUAGCUUGCUAACAGAGCAUUAGGUUUCUCAGGAGGCCUGGGAAGUGUGCCAAUUUUCUGUAGAAAUCGCAAGUCCAGAGUGGUUGAUUAUAAAGGAGGAAAAAUGAACUUGUACUGUUUGAAAUCUCUCGCCACAGACCUUCUUGGAUGGGAUGUAUCCGAAGGGGAUUGCAACCUCCUCUGAAAUGUGGUGAAUAAUUUAAAAUUUAGAAAGCAUUCCUCUCUAAUUAGCAUCUGAACUGGGAGGCGUGAGCAGAUAUCAAUGGCUGGCGCACGUUAGCAGACCUCUAGCAUCGUCAGUAGCGUCUGAAAGCUAUUGGGCCGGCUCAGAUGAACACAUCCCUGCGGACAUGAUGUCUUGGGGUCGUGCCAAGAACAGACAUGCCCUGACAUCACCGCUGGACAUGCUGACACAAUCUUGGCACGUUCUUUAAUCGAAUGAGAGGGGUGUUCAUCUGAAUUGCCCCGCAAGGGGCAAUUCAGAUGAAAACCUCUCUCGUGUGGUUAAAGGAUGUGCCAUGAUUGCAUCAGAAUGCCCGCCAAUGACGUCAGGGCAGGCCCGUUCUCAGCACAGCCCCGACAUUAUCACAUGUGCAGGGCUGGGAACCAGCCCACUCUAAAUCUUCUGAAGCUCCACUGCUACCUGUUCCCAGUACACCAUCAAGCAAACACUUGGAAUGCAGUCCACGUUCCUGUUGAAGUUAAGUGGCAAGACUCUUUCAUGUGAGGACGGCUCCUAACCGCUCGUGUUUUGUUUGUGUUUACUCCUGUGGAGGACUAUUAGCAAGCCCGGUCCUCCAGGCCUGCUCUCGGCAGAUGGUUCGCGAGAAAAUUCGUCGCUUCGUGGUGAAAACAAGGAGACUUCUUCAAGGGGAAAAGGCUUCUUGCCACAGCCUGUUAAUUCCUUUGACACGGAGUGUUUUGCAGAUACCUUUUGAGAGAGUGAGUGGAUGUUCAGAACAAUUUUUAGAACAAUCGGGAGGGGGAAAUGUAAGUAAAUCCGCCCUCUAAUAGGAGUGGGGGAGAGAUGGGAGUGCAUUUAAGAAUUAUGAGUGCCUGUUUUUGAAAAGGAGGUACGCUGGAAGAUAAAGCUGCAAUUGUCAGUUUCUGUUGGAGGAACGCUGCUUGCUGGCAGGAGAGAGAAAUGUACGCUUUCAGGUGGCUCUGAUAUUACCAAGCAUGCCAAGAAGAGGCAUUUCACAUGAUGGGGUGGUUGGCGGAGAACAGGCCUUGUAAAUGGAUUUCCGUGGCUUUUCCAAGCAUUUGGCUGUCCUUGAAUGUGUCAGUACUGUGGCAUUUCCAAAACACGUGAUUAGAGAGCGAGAGAGAGAACAGUUUCUGCACUUGCAGGUACUGCUCCACACACCUUUAAGUAAAUAUCCUGAAGGUUGCUGGUGGCUUGAUACUGCAGGUUAGUUCUGACAGAAUGCAUUUCUUGAUGGUUUGGGCUGAUUUGGCAGCUGAAUUGUGUUAAUCGCAGCAAUGAAUUUAAUAGUUGACCCUUGGUGGAACUCAGAGUGGGAUGCAUUGCUUUCUUCUACCCACCCCCCCCCCCCGCCAAGUGCUCCCAGAGCUAUUUUCAUAUUUACUGUAAAAACACUAAAAUUUGCAGAAGAAAGUCCUCCCGCUUUUGAAAUGGGCUUGCUCUUUGCCUUCUGGCAUCAUCCGCUUCUGCUUCAUCAGAACCCAUUAGGUUGCUUGCCGCAAGUAAAUGGAGAAUGGCCUAUCAGUCUGCUAAGGCCCCUAUUCCGGGCACAGCGGAUCGUGCCCUCUCCUACAGUGUCUUAAUUACGGGCAGGCCUGGCAGGAGUCUGCACUUAAGAGCUUCGCGUUCUGCUUAUUCUGCAGCUCAGGAUCGAGACGGUGACUUGCAUCCUUUCAAAUGCAAUGCAUAGGUCAAUUGGGGGUGUGGGGGGACGGACCAGGAGCCACGGGAAAGAGAGAGGAUCUUACAGGGCACAGAAACGCGACACUUUUACCCUUGGAAGUUCUAACCGAGUGUCCCUCUGGCAUGCGCAAGACUGCACAUGUUCAAGAUAGUCUUUUCAGUGCUGAGGACUAGCAACUUCUUUUUAAAAAUAUAGAUAUAUUCUCAGGAAGCCCAAUUCUGCAUUUGGCAGCAUGCGGGUAGUAUAGAAUUCAAGCAGACCCUGUGUCUGGAUAGUCAGUUGGCCAUGCGUGCUUCCCCCAAACCGGAGACAAUCAAAUAGCUCUGAAUAAUGCAGCAGUAUUUUCCAUCAAAUCAUUUCUCCAGCGUUUGACAUAUUAUGUAACUACAGAAGUACAGACCGUGAGCGGCAAUGUCCUACUCCUGGAACCACUUCUAUUGAUUAAAAAGUUGUCAGUAUUAAUGACUUUGACAGUACUUACCUGUUGAUUUAUUUUGGCAACGUUCCCUCGCUGUAUUCUGUUGCCUAAUCAGGCUUGAGAGGAACCCCAGAAGCAAUUAUGUUUAGAAUUAAAGAAACUCGUAUCUGUGUGUCAUUUCAGCGUAAUCCUAUUUAUUUUCAGAUAAGCUGUGUAAGAAGUAGGGUGGGCUUUUGUAGCUUUGGCACUUAUCCAGUAUUUUCAGGAGUUUUUGCCAAUUUAUGAUACGUGCAUUAACUGUGUAACCCUGUUGUUCAUGAUUAUGUGCUCCGGCAGAUUUUAUCUUCUUUAUUUACGUGGAUUUUUCUAACAGUGCUUGUGUACAUUCUGCAAUAUUUCAUAUUUGUUUUGCAUGCGGUUGAUUGGAUUUGUGUGUGUGUGUGUGUGUGUGUGUGUGUGUGUGUGUAAUGUCCUGUAUCCACACAGUGCCUCAUGUAUCUAUUGCAUACUGUAAGGAAGGAAACGUGAGGAACAGGAGAGGGGAACCCAUUGGCUAUAGAAUGUGAUGUCUUGGAGUGUUAAUAAAUGACUAAAGAUUUCA